AAAGCUUGUUCUUUCAACAUAAGCAAUUUUUGCUUAAAGGAAAUUUGGCAAAGUUCCCAUCCACACUUAAUAAUUAACCCCGGGGAGUUGUUAUUAAGUCGUGAGUAAGUGGAAUCAAAUAGGCCUGGGAACAAGUUAAACCAAAAAAAAAAAAAAAAUUGAAAAAUUAAAAAUUUACAAAAAAAAAUCAUAAUCUCUUUGUGUUAUAAGUAUGCUCUGUGGUUGCGGUUUAUAACUGAUCUUCCACAUCAGAAAUUUGUCUUUGUGAAAUUUGUGUGUUAUUGGUGUUUCUUUGUGAAAUUUGUGACAUUGCAUGCAUCAUUGGCAACGUGAUUCUAAAAAUCGUUUGGUAAAAAGAGUAGUAACUUUAGGUGAAAUUGAAAGUGUUUUUGAAAAAUUAAGCAUAAUGGAACAAGAACCUAAUAUUGCCCAAGAAAAAACACUACUUGAAUAUUUUUCACCUAUUUCAUCUAAUGCUCCAUCAUGCAUUGUUUUGCCUACUACUAAUGCCACUCAUUUUGAACUUAAACCUUCAAUCAUUCAAUUGUUGCCUUCUUUUUAUGGUUUAGAAAGAGAAGACCCUUACAUGCAUGUAAAAGAUUUCUUAGAUAUUUGCUCAACUUUUCGUUUUCAAAAUUUUUCGGAUGAAUCGGUUAAGCUUAGGUUGUUUCCUUUCUCUUUAAAAGAUAAAGCCAAAGCUUGGUUAAACUCACUUCCAACCGGAACCAUAACCACUUGGGAACAACUUUUUAAUAAAUUUCUUGCCAAAUUUUUCCCCAUGUCCAAAACUGAUAAUUUAAGAAGAGAAAUCUCUGAAUUUUAUCAAAAAGAUAAUGAAGAAUUUUAUGAAUGUUGGGAAAGAUUUAAAGAUUUAUUAUUAAAAUGCCCCCACCAUGGUUUUGAAAAAUGGAGACUUGUAAAAUAUUUUUAUGAUGGUUUAACCCCUUCCAACCGACAAAUGAUUCAAUCUAUGCAUACCGGAAAAUUUUUGAAAUUACAAGGGCAAGAGGCUUGGGAAGCUCUUGAAGAAUUAUCUGUUAAUUCACAACAAUGGAAUUAUUCUGAGCCUAGGUCUAGAGCAAAUAAUUCACCCAAAAGAGGAGGAAAAUAUGAAAUUAAAGAAGAAACUGAUUUGAGAACAUCUUUUGAAAAAUUAGCAAGAAAAGUAGAAGCCUUAGUCAUAAGUCAAAAUAUGAAUUCUCAUGUUCAACCUAAAAAAGAUGUUUUUGCUAGUACUUGUCAUAAUGAUCAAUCAUGUCCUUCUUUUCUUGAAACAUUUUCCGAAGAGGCUAAUGCAUUACAUUCAUAUGGUAAACCAAAUGAUAGCCCAUAUUCAAACACAUACAAUCCUAAUUGGAGAAACCAUCCCAAUUUUUCAUGGAGACAAAACCAACCACAAAUGAACCAAGGAAACCAAUUCAACAUGCCAAAUCCGAAUCAUACCCAACCAAGUCAACCUUACCCUCCACAAAGAAAGCCUUCCUUAGAAGACACUUUACAACAAUUCAUGCAAUCCACCCAACAAAUUAUGCAAAAUCAAUCUCAAUCCAUUGCCAAACUUGAGACACAAUUGGGUCAACUUGCCAAUGCCGUAACUGAGAGAGAAAAAGGGAGAUUUCCUAGUCAACCCGUCCCAAAUCCUAAAAGCCAAUAUGAAGUAGGAGUCCCAAGUCAUAAAGAAGAAGCCAAGUCUAUUUCAACACUUAGGUCCGGAAAACAAAUUGCCAAACCCGAUUACACACCUCAAGUAAAAAAAGACCAAAUCCAACCUCAAAGUUCCAACACAAAUGACUUGUCAAAAGAUAAUGAUCAAAUUCUUCAUUCCAUUCCAAAAGCUCCUUUUCCACAAAGAUUACUUCCACUCAAAAAAGGCAAUCAAUAUAGUGACAUCUUAGAAGUGUUCAAACAAGUAAGUAUCAACAUCCCAUUCUUAGAUGCCAUUAAACAAAUUCCUGCCUACUCCAAAUUCUUGAAAGACCUUUGCACUGUUAAAAGAAACACUAAUGUUCCAAAAAAGGCAUUUUUAACUGAACAAGUUAGCUCCAUAAUUCAAUAUAAAAGCCUUGUGAAAUAUAAAGAUCCUGGUUGUCCAACAAUUUCAUGCAUCAUUGGUGAUCAUUUUAUUAACAAAGCUUUACUUGAUUUAGGAGCUAGUGUGAAUUUAUUGCCUUAUUCUGUUUAUAAGCAACUUGGUCUAGGAGAAUUAAAACCAACUUCUAUAACACUUCAAUUAGCUGAUCGUUCAGUGAAAAUUCCUAGAGGUAUUAUAGAAGAUGUUUUAAUUAAAGUGGAUAAGUUCUAUUUUCCUGUUGAUUUCAUUGUUCUUGACACUCAACCUGUUGAAAAUGCUCAUGCUCAAAUACCCAUCAUUUUAGGUAGACCAUUUUUAGCUACAUCUAAUGCAAUUAUCAACUGUCGUAAUGGUGUAUUGAAAUUAUCUUUUGGAAACAUGACUGUUGAAUUGAAUGUUUUUAAUGUUGCUAAAUCUGUUGAGUGUGAGGAAAUACAUGAAGUAAACAUGAUUAACACGGAAAAUAUGUUUGAAAUGGACAUGAAUGAAUCUUUUGAAACUUAUGCAAAAAUGUUUGGAAUGUGUUUAAAUGUUGAUGAUUUUAUUCAUGAUGUCAAUUCUUUGCUUGAAUCUACCCCAUUAAUGGAUACUGAAAAAUGGAAAGCCAAAAUUGAACCAUGUAUUCCAUUAGAGCAUGUUGAGUCAACUCCUGAACCACCAAAGUUAGAUCUCAAACCUUUGCCCGACACUUUGAAAUAUGAAUUUCUAGGAGAGUCUAACACUUAUCCCGUUAUCAUUGCAUCUGAUUUAGAUGAAAAACAAGAAACAAAGUUGUUAGAUAUCCUUAGAAAACAUAAAAAGGCCAUAGGUUGGACCAUGGGAGACAUUAAGGGAAUUAGCCCAAAUUCG
Molecule: messenger RNA, 2920 nt
Organism: Cannabis sativa
Lineage: Eukaryota; Viridiplantae; Streptophyta; Magnoliopsida; Rosales; Cannabaceae
Exons: 1
Source: RefSeq, a predicted model, not a curated record